This is a messenger RNA of Anthonomus grandis grandis, 2172 nucleotides long. Its product is annotated as DDB1- and CUL4-associated factor 11. Gene Ontology annotation, biological process: proteasome-mediated ubiquitin-dependent protein catabolic process. Gene Ontology annotation, molecular function: protein binding. Bases 264 to 1907 code for a protein of 547 amino acids. The record is from RefSeq and is a predicted model, not a curated record. Lineage: Eukaryota; Metazoa; Arthropoda; Insecta; Coleoptera; Curculionidae. Gene Ontology annotation, cellular component: Cul4-RING E3 ubiquitin ligase complex. The transcript has 12 exons.
AAUAUUCUAAUUGUUCUAUGAUCCAUCUAAUCCAAAAACAAAAUACAAGACAGCUGGACUGGGAAGUUUGGAAAUUAUAUUUAUUUUUAAAUAGACAAAAUAAUUUAGUUUAUUCAUAAGAAUAAUAAAAUUGAUUUUUCCUGUAGUAGGGUUAUAUAUAAUACAUUCACUUAAUCUUACAGUGUAGAUACCAUACAGGAUUACCAUUCUUCUCUAUUUAUUUACAACCAGAUUUCUACUCCAUUUUAUACAGUUUUGGGUAUAUGGGAGCACUGAACUCAAGAAGUAUCAUAAUGACAGUGGAUGAUGAUGAUGACUCUUCAAGAAUUGAAGAUACCUCGGAAGAUACUGAUACUAUGGAUUCUGACUCUGAUUCUGGAGAACAUUUUGUUACUAUGCUACAUAACCUGAUAAGCAGUGGUCAGUUACUGUUGCAAGGUGCCGAUGACGUUGAUAACAGUCCAUUCAAUAGCAUUCGACAAAAGAAACCUCCAACUAUAAAAAUCAAACCCGAUACAACAGUUUUAGAUAAAAGUAAUUUUUCUGUCAUCACAAAACAAGGAUGUGGACUAGUCGACCCUUUACACAAAAAUAUGAAAACGCAUAAUGUGGCAGCUCUAUUAAAAACCCGACAGAGUGGACUGUAUAAACACGAUAACUUCUCAAAAACCUUUAGAUGCAAGUUAGCUAACCAGUACAUACCGAACGAGAUGACCUCUUUAAACGUUAUGGGAAGUGGAAAAAUGUUUUGUGGGAUCUUUUCGGAGAGUGGAGACACUUUUGUCACCGCAUCUCAGGAUCGAAUGAUUGGUCUUUAUGAUUCUAGUACUGGCUUUUAUAAAAUGCAAAAACGUAUAAAAGCUAGGGACGUUGGUUGGAGUAUCAUAGAUGUCGCUCUUAGUCCGAAGGGCGAUCAGUUUGUCUAUAGUACAUGGUCUUCCUCUGUACAUAUGUGCCCAGUGCAUUCAUAUUCAGACCACCAAGAGCCUUUAACAAUAGCCACUAGUAGUAGGAGAUUCUGUAUAUUUUCGGUUGUAUAUUCCUCUGAUGGUACCGAAUUACUUUGUGGUGCUAACGAUGGCUGUUUCUACAUAUAUGAUAUUAAUAGGAAAGAACGCACAUUAAAGAUUCCUGCUCAUAAAUAUGAUGCGAACAGAGUGGAAUAUGACGUAAAUAGGGUCCUUUUCGCCGACAAUUCAUCACAUAUAAUAUUCAGCGGGGCUGAUGAUGGUCUAGUCAAAGUGUGGGAUAGGCGGAUAUUGAACGAUAACGAUAGGAGCUCUAAACCUGUAGGACUUUUAGCUGGUCAUCUGGACGGCAUUACUUACAUAGACUCCCGAGGGGACGGCUUACAUUUAAUAAGUAACAGCAAGGAUCAGUCUAUCAAAUUAUGGGAUCUAAGGUCGUUUUCUAACGAAUCGGUGGUGCAGGAAUCCUUAAAAGCUGUGAAAAAACAAUCGUGGGAUUAUAGAUGGCAAAUGGUACCUAAAGGAUUAUAUCAAUAUCACAAAAUGCAAGGCGAUACAUCUAUAAUGACUUACAGGGGUCACAUGGUAUCUAAGACCCUAAUUAGGGCGCGUUUUUCUCCCGCCGCAACGACCGGACAACGGUAUAUCUACACCGGGUGUGGACUUGGUCGGGUUGUAAUUUAUGAUUCAUUGACUGGUAAAAUUGUGAUGCAGAAGAAAGGCCAUAUGACUUGUGUCAGGGACGUGUCGUGGCAUCCCUCAAGAAAUGAAAUUUUGAGCUCAUCGUGGGAUAGUUUAGUAGGCAAAUGGACUUUUAGUACUCCAGACCCUUGGCAAACAGAAAAAGAAAACCCUCAAGCCGAAGCACUCAAACCGGUCAGAAGAAGUGCUAGGAUAGCUGCUCAAAGGCGGAGAACGGGGGGAAGAAGCAACGAAUGAUUUUUUUAAAUCGGAAAUUCACAUUGAGGUAUCGACUCGCCCAUUAAUUGUUAUUCUCCUCAGACAGAUUAAGUUUUAAGGGAUGUUUUAUUAACAUUUUAGAUUUAUAUAUGAUGUUAAUUGAGAUUUUUUCAGAAGAGAUUAGGGGUCUGUCGUUGACAUACCUCUGUCAGCUUGGCGACUUUUUAGUGUGGCGGGUGUUGAUUUUUAUUUUGUAAUUAAUUGUAUUUAUUAAGGCCGAUAUAAAUAUUCUUUAAUCCAUUAA